ACGGGACAGCGGGGCAGAGCCUCUCGGUCCCAGACCCAACGUUGCCGUGCGGUUCGCGACAGCUUCCCGAUACCCUCAAAAGCCCCAGGCAGGAAUCGUGCAAUUAGCGCAUCUAACUCCUCCUUUACUGCAAGCUUCUCUCCCAUUGGUAAAAGGUCUUCCAGGCUCAUGUGGGGAUCCCACCCCUUUUGUGGGUUUUCAUUCUGAAGCUAUCCACAACUUUACACCUGAAUGAAUGCCAAGCCUUUCUGAAUAUAUAAAGGAAACCUUGAAGAGCAAUUUCAGAGUUACCGAGAACAAGCAGAAGAAAAACAUUUCAUCUGGCUCCGUCAGACAGAGACUGAACCAACCAUGCUUCUCCCCGCCAUUCACUUCUACGGCUUACUCCUAGCUUGCACCUUCACUAGAAGCUACUCGGCUUUCAAGAACGAUGCCACGGAGAUACUUUAUUCCCACGUCGUUAAACCUGCUCCGGCGAGCCCCAGCAGCAACAGCACGUUGAAUCAAGCCAGAAACGGAGGAAGGCACUACGCCGGCACGGGCUCCGACCGUCACAAUCGCGUUCAAGUUGGCUGCCGGGAACUGCGAUCCACCAAGUACAUUUCAGACGGCCAGUGCACCAGCAUCAAUCCCCUGAAGGAGCUGGUGUGUGCUGGUGAAUGUCUCCCUUUGCCUCUUCUGCCCAACUGGAUUGGAGGAGGUUAUGGAACCAAGUACUGGAGCAGACGAAGCUCGCAAGAGUGGAGAUGUGUCAAUGACAAAACUCGCACCCAGAGGAUCCAGCUGCAGUGCCAGGAUGGAAGUAUAAGAACCUACAAAAUAACUGUGGUCACAGCCUGCAAGUGCAAGCGAUACACCAGGCAGCACAAUGAAUCCAGCCACAACUUUGAGGGAACCUCUCAAGCAAAGCCUGUCCAGCAUCACAAAGAGAGAAAAAGAGCCAGUAAAUCCAGCAAACACAGUACAAGUUAGAGGUCAGAGGUUCUCUCCUCUCCUGCUCCUCCUGCCAAAACUGAACUCACCUGUAACCAUUUGCUUUACAGUUCUGACUGCUUAAAGACAAGUCUGCCAUUGCUUUGUUCUCAGAUGAUACUGCACGCUUACUGUUUUGACCAAAAUCAAAAGGGGCAUUCUCAGCAUAAGGACCAUUUCGGGUGAUUUUCCAAAAGCUCAAGAUGGGCAGUAACACAAGCCAUCCAAACCCUCACUUCAAAGCUUUACAUUCCCUCCAGUCAUGGAGGCAAAGAAAAGUUGCCAUGAAUAUUCACGGAAGUCUGUUUUGUAAAAUGAUGCUUUGUUGUAUGUCUUCACAACAACAGUUUAUUAUCACGCCUACUGCCUUCUCUAUCAUGUUUUAGGAACUUCUGACAACAGCUUACGAAUGCUACACCAAGUAUCUGCUUUCAGAUUCAUUCUAAAAAAAGAAUGCCUUGCAUGCUGAUCUUUCUCUUGUCUCAGUAUACCAAAAAUGAAAAUAUGCAUGGCAGCAAUCAAAAAGUAAAGCUGAACAAACUAUUUAUUUGUUGUUGUAAUUAUUUAAUGAGCUUUUGUAUGUGUUAUUUCCCUCCAAAAUGUUCUUGUGUUUAUAGCUUUUCUCAUGUAUCAAAGUAUUCUGCUAUGAUUUGUGGCUGGAUUAGAACAUACAUUUUGUAGAUAAUGUAAAAUAGAUGUUCUAGCAUUCUUGGUAUAUAUAUUUUCAUUUUGAACAUUGAUAGAUUUAGGUGUUAUUUUGAACUACCAAUAUAAAAAUUUGUUUUUUCAUUCUCCA
Messenger RNA from Tympanuchus pallidicinctus (lesser prairie-chicken), 1768 nucleotides. RefSeq names its product sclerostin domain containing 1 (gene SOSTDC1). Gene Ontology annotation, biological process: negative regulation of Wnt signaling pathway; negative regulation of BMP signaling pathway. Gene Ontology annotation, molecular function: BMP binding. NCBI's taxonomy places the organism in Eukaryota, Metazoa, Chordata, Aves, Galliformes, Phasianidae. Bases 352 to 972 code for a protein of 206 amino acids. The record is from RefSeq and is a predicted model, not a curated record. The transcript has 2 exons.